AUGGGCUCCCUUGAGACUUCAGGGGUCGAGUACCCUUUCAACAACAUCAUCGACGCCCUUCGGCACACGGCUGCUCACACUACUGAGGGCAUCGUGUCGUACUCGGCCACUACCCCUGGCGAGUCCCCUGUGGCCACUACCGUGUCGUACCGCGAGUUGCUUGAGACCGCCGAAGCCAAUGCGGCUCGUCUUCAACAGACCGGCGUGUCCAAGCAGGGCUCCAUCGUCCUGGUGCACUUUGACAAUGCACUCGAGUCCAUCGUCUGGUACUGGUCGGUUCUUUUGGCUGGCGGUGUCCCAGCCGUGACCAGCCCGGCUAUGUUCAGCCAGAACGAUGCGGAUCGCCAGAAGCAUCUCACCCACUUGUACAACACCUUCAACGGUCCUCUGUGCAUCACUCGGCAAGCUUUGCUGGAGCCGUUCGAGGAGCACUCCGGCGAGAACCGCAUCAGUACCAUUGCCGUUGAGGACUUUGAGCUUGAUGCCCCCGCGUCUAAGUCCGCUUCGUCUGCUGUUCGCCGGGCCUUCAAGCCGUCUACCUCGGACAUCGUCGCCCUCAUGUUGACGUCGGGCAGCAGCGGCAACGCCAAGGCUGUCCCUCUGACGCACGAACAGCUCUUUGCGGCCUUCCGCGGCAAGUCGGAAGCCGCCAACCUCCCAUUCCCCGGCAGCCCGUUCCUGUCGUGGGUCAACAUGGACCACGUCGCGAACUUGGUGCAUUGCCACCUUUUCGCCAUCGUCUCGGGUAUCUCGCAGAUCCAGGUCCCCGCAGCUAACGUGCUCGUCGACCCGGCGCACCUGCUCAACCUCAUCAGCCGCCAUCGUGUCUCGCGCACCUUUGCCCCCAACUUCCUGUUGGCCAAGCUGCGCCGUCAGCUCGAAGCCGGCAAGACCGACACCCUCGAUGCGGACCUGAACCUCGAGACCCUGUUCCUUGACACUGGAGGCGAGGCCAACGUCAUUGAGGUUUGCGUUGCCCUGCAGCCUCUUCUGGCCAAGUAUGGUGCCCAGCCCGAUGUCUUCAAGCCGUCCUUUGGCAUGACCGAGACCUGCGCUGGGUGCAUCUACAAUGUGCAGUGCCCUAGCCGGGACCACGCGGCCAAGAGCGAGUUUGCCUCCCUCGGCCAGUGCAUGCCGGGUAUUGAGAUGCGUGUCAGCCGUCUUGAUGGCAAUGGUCUGGCGGUCACGGGUGAGCGCGGUAGCCUUGAGCUUCGCGGUGAGGUCAUCUUCAAGGGGUACCACAACAACCCCCAGGCCACGGCCGAUGCCUUCACGCCCGAUGGAUGGUUCCGCACCGGCGAUCUGGCCUACCUCGACGCCGACCGCUGCCUACACCUCGACGGCCGUACCAAGGAAAUGGUCAACAUCAACGGCGUCAAGUACCUGCCCCACGAGCUGGAUGCGUCUCUCGAGCAGGCUGAGAUCCCGGGCGCCACGCCCAGUUACUUCUGCUGCUUCGGCACACGCGAUGCCGGCAUGGACACAGAGGCUGUGGCCGUGCUCUACCUGCCUUCGUUUGACCUAAAGGAUGAUGCCGCGCGCUUCGAGACCCAGCGCAAUAUUGCCCGCGUCGUGAGCCUGCACACCCGCUCGCGGCCCCGCGUUGUGCCCCUGCGCGUGCAGGACAUGCCAAAGUCGACCCUCGGCAAGCUGUCGCGGGCGAAGCUCCAGGCUGCGCUCGAGAAGGGCGUGUUUGCGGACCAGGUGUCGACCAACGAGGCCGCCAUCAAGCGGUACCGCCUGGCCACGCGCUCUGAGCCCGAGACUGACGACGAGGUGGCCAUUCUCGACAUCGUCCGCCAGCAGCUCGAGCUGACGGCCGAAGACGACUUCGGCGUCAACGACUCGGUGCUUGCUACAGGCGCCACCUCCAUGGACCUCGUGGCUAUCAUGCACCGCAUGAACAAGCAGCUGCCCGCCCUCAACGCCCAUCCCAUCAAGCUCACCGACCUGCUCAACAACCCCACCAUCCGCGGCCUUGCUGUUCGCAUCGCCAAGAUCACUGGCGCCCAGGUCGAAUCAGAGGCCGACAAGAAGCCGCACGAGUAUGACCCCGUCGUGACUCUCCAGCCCAACGGCUCCAAGACCCCACUCUGGCUGGUCCACCCUGGCGUCGGUGAAGUGCUGGUCUUCGUCAACCUUGCCCACCGCAUCCGCGACCGUCCCGUGUAUGCCUUCCGCGCAAAGGGCUUCAACGCGGCCGAGGGCGAAACUCCCUUCUCUUCGCUCGACGAGGUCUUCCAGACCUACCGCGCGGCCAUCAAGAAGCGUCAGCCCCAGGGCCCCUACGCCAUUGCCGGCUACUCCUUCGGCGGCAUGGUCGCCUUCGAAAUCGGCAAGCUUCUCGAAGCCGAAGGUGAUGAAGUUGCCUACUGCGGCAGCUGGAACCUCCCGCCCCACAUCAAGUUCCGCAUGCGCGAGCUGCUCUGGGAUGAGUGCGUCAUCCAUCUCUUCUACUUCGUCGGGCUCAUGGACGAGGCCACUGCCUACACCCACAAGACCCAGCUGUGCGAGUUCAACCGCCAGGGCCGCCGUCUCGAUGCCAUUCGCUACCUGCGCCAGCACUCCGACGCUGCCCGCUGGGAUGAGCUUGGCCUCAGCGAGGAGUACUACCUGCUCUGGGUUGGCCUGGCCAGCAACAUGCAGGGGCUCGCCGUCGACUACGAGCCCGAGGGCAAGGUCAAUGCUAUGGACAUCUUCGUCGCCGACCCGCUCAGCCACGUCGCCAAGAACCGCCAGGACUGGAUCGAGACCCGCCUGUCAGCCUGGAAGGACUUUGUCCGCACCGAGGUGCGCUUCCACAACGUCCAGGGAGCCCACUACACCAUGCUGAACCCGGAGUACGUCGCCAACUUUGCCGAGACGCUGCGCCGUGUUCUGCGCGAGCGGGGCUUGUAG
This is a messenger RNA of Dichotomopilus funicola, 2898 nucleotides long. RefSeq lists its product as uncharacterized. The coding region runs from base 1 to 2898 and encodes 965 amino acids. Gene Ontology annotation, biological process: secondary metabolic process; biosynthetic process. The transcript has a single exon. The record is from RefSeq and is a predicted model, not a curated record. Gene Ontology annotation, molecular function: CoA-ligase activity. Lineage: Eukaryota; Fungi; Ascomycota; Sordariomycetes; Sordariales; Chaetomiaceae.